Acytostelium subglobosum LB1 is the source of this 3669-nucleotide messenger RNA. RefSeq lists its product as hypothetical. The coding region runs from base 1 to 3669 and encodes 1222 amino acids. The record is from RefSeq and is a predicted model, not a curated record. Gene Ontology annotation, cellular component: mediator complex; core mediator complex. Lineage: Eukaryota; Evosea; Eumycetozoa; Acytosteliales; Acytosteliaceae. Gene Ontology annotation, biological process: regulation of transcription by RNA polymerase II. Gene Ontology annotation, molecular function: transcription coregulator activity. The transcript is spliced from 11 exons.
AUGAAUGAUCAGAACAACUUUCAACAACAACAACACAAUGGCAUGAUGAUGCAGAUGAUGCCGCCUGACCAACAGCAGCAACAGCAACAGCAACAGCAGCAGCCACAUGGACCAUCGGUCAAACUGUCAUUGUUGAUUCAUCGUCUGGUUGAGCAAUCAUAUAACAGUCUCAUUGAACUGAGUACCACACUACAGAAGCAAUCAGACAUGGAGCGCAAGAGGCAGCUGGUCGAGUACCUCGAUGCCACCAGAGAGCGAUUCGUCAAGCUUCUCGUCGUCAUGAAGUGGUCGCCACAUGUCAACACUCUAAAGAAGGCUAAUGAGAUGACAGCAUUACUGGAACAGCAUGAGGGAUACUUUAGGGAGACUGCUGACACGCUUAUAAUGACAAAGGAGAGUCUUUUGAAUGCUCGAGCACCAAUAUAUGAUGUACCGACUGCCAUUGAUAUAUUGUCGUCUGGCAACUACAUGAGAAUGCCAACAGACAUCAAGAAGGUGUUGCCACCACCACCACUCACAAGCGCACAGAUCAUCAGUGCGCAAGACAGACUCAACAACAUCAUCAGCUACAAACUAUUUGGAAGCGAUGUACCCAAGGAGUUCAACACCAUCAAUGUCUAUGAUGGCAAAGCACAUAUUAUGGUCACUGGCGAGUAUGAGGUGUUCCUGACGGUUGAUGGAGGCAAUGAAGCGUCCAAUUGGCUAUUGUCAUCGUUCAAGAUAUUUGUUAUUGAUCGACGCGAGAAGGACACACAGCUGAUCAAGGGUGCAUAUGACACUCGCAUGGCACACAUCUCUGAAUGCAUACAGAACAGGUUGUUCCUAUCACAGCGGCCUUUACACGACAUGCAUGAUAUCAUUCAAUACUUGAACAUCAAUGCCAAGAUGGACACGCUUGUGGCGCAGAUCGAGGCACUAAAGAAGAACUCCCAGCGAGGGAAUCUGCGAUGUAACUACAAUGCCAAGGACAACAUCAUCACCAUAUUCUACUGGAUUCCAGAUGACAUGGUCGUACAGCAGUCUAGUCUCGAUGACAAGAAGAACAUCAACACAAAGAUAUUUAUCUCAGACAAUAAGCUAUCGAUCAGCCAUGUGCCGCCUGUCAGUCAUCCAACCAACAGUACCUUCUUGGAGAAUUUCACAACACUCAGCCUCGAGUCUGCAUUACUUCGUGCGAUCAGUCUACAUUCCUACCAGAGACUGCAUCAGUUGUAUGUUUUGCUGGUAGGGUCGUCAACUGCAUCAUCAUCAUCAUGUAGCGAGCGAACAGAUGUUAGACUGGUGGCAAAGCAAAAACAACAAAGACAACAUCAACUACAACAUGUUGAUGGAGAUAUUACCAAACACGAGGCAGAGGAGGAGACAACAGAUUCAGUACCAAGCCUUCUGACCAUCCAACUGUUUGGCAUCAAUGUAUUGGACAUCUCCAUCAAUGCUCAAAGUGGGAGAUACAUUCUACUCAGCAACCUUAAGCGACAAAACAUACUUCCAGGACUCGAGAACAAGAUAAACAAUGAUGCCAAUGAGAUACAAUCAAUCGUCAACAUACUUAAGCUAAAGUCACUUUUGGAAUACUUCCAAGAGUCAGCAUUGUUCUUAAAGUUGGAGAGCUUCUUUAAGAUACCGCUGGCUUGUGAUUUGUUCAUCGCGCAACAGGAGCCAAACUAUGUGUGCAUCAGGUUCCCAAAGGACCGCGACAUAUUCUACUUGGUCAUCACUGUACAUACUCAGACGUUCGUCCCCACCUUCCAUCUUAUUUAUUCGCGGCCGACCCCGCAAUCAUCGAUCAUGCAGCUGGACUCGAUCAUCAAGCUGGAGAACGAAGAGCUCAGCUCAAUGCAGUCGCAGUUUGAGCGCGGCGAGCUCCGCUUCAACGCGCCCCUCUUCCAUUCAUUCAUUCUUGGCCUUCUGGCCAAGCUGGUGCUGCUCUCCAAGAAGCGCAUCAACGUGCAAUCUGCGAUCCAGUACCUCAACUCGCGUCAGAUUCCCCAUCACUACGACAGCAUUGCCGACGAGAGCAUCACCUUCCUCGCGCUGCCCCAGCACUCUACGCUUCAAACGCGCCAGAUGGCCAUCACCUUCCCCGACGACUCUCACUGCAGCAUCAGCUUUCACGAGCUCAAUCCUCAGCAACAUUAUAACUACUCGACAGCGCCACAACAACAACAACUAUUACAAUCACACAACAACCACAACACCUACCCUGUGGUGUACACGGCCGAUGGACAAUGGACGUUCACGUACAACACAUGCACGGACUGGCUGACGCAGUUCCAGUAUGAUGUGGCCGCGGUCAACAGGAUGAUGGACAUCUCCACGCAGAUCGUGCACCAGCUGCAUGCGUCCGAGUUUGCCAGCCCCUUCAACAUCAUCCACGUGCAGCCACUUGAGGUAGAGGUCGCUUACAACUCCAAGAACGACAUUGCCUCGAUGUCCACGCUGCGGCUGUUCCACAAUCGCGGCGGGCCAGCUGGCCGCGUCUGUCUCGACUUCCAGCCGUUCCGCAACCCCCUACUGGCGAUGUUUGAGAACGAGCUGAAUGAAACGCUGUCUGUGGAGGGCCUGCUGCGCAACGUGGCCUUCGCCAACGACAUUGUCUACUACAUUCACUCGAUUAUCACCUCUAAUAAUCACUAUGUGCAGCCGCUUGAGCUGAUGGUGGUGCCGCGCUCGCCCACACAGCUCCGCCUGCACUACAAGAACACAUUUGGCAUCGACAUCAAGAUGAUGUCGCCCGACAAUCGAUCUCGUCCACAACCAAUUCCCAACUUCCCCCAGUUCAUGGAGUACAAGCUCAGCGCCAUGGCGCUCAACAAUCUCAAUGGACAACGAUCAUCAUGGCUCAUGUCCACCAAACAACUUCAAGCGCCCCUCGAGAAGAUCAUCCUCUAUCUCAACAGUGCCUACGUUGUCAAGCAUUUCCAGACUCGUCUAAGGACAGAGAGCUCAUCAUUUAGGAUCAUCACAGACCAGCUUACAUUCCAUAUCUUUGUUAGAGACUACGUCUACUUUGAGUUGGAUGUAUCAAACAAGACUGACCAGACACCAUCAUUGUCAAAGAAUGAGAUGGACUUGCUGUCUGCAUACUUUAAGAAGAGAGUUAAUACGUUCUCGUCGAGGAUACAGACAAUCAGUUCAUUCUUGGAGAUAUUCAGUGUGCCGCCAUUCAUUAUCUCGGAGCUGUUGCGACUGCUACGCGGUCCUCCCGCCUCAACCGCACCCAAUAUGCCCAAGUACCAGAUGGACAUCAUACCGACCAACACCAAGGUCAAGGAUCCAGUGAUACAUAGUCGCGAAAAACAAUGUCUCCAGUUGAUCGUGCGCUAUUACAUCAAGACCAGUGAGCUGUCGCCCAAGAUCACCAGCGACCUGCUGGUGGACCUGCCCGUACUCUACUAUUACAAGUUGAAUACGGUAAGAUAUUGGAACCUGAACGACCGUGCCAACCCAGAGUCAGCCAAUGGCAUGACGUCAAGCGACCAAUCCAAUCAGUUUGUGGUGGACAUGGUUCGAUCAGAGAUGGACACACAGCAGCAACAGCAACAGAUACAACCCAACGCUGCUUCUGACAAGCAGGGUGGCAACGUUCUAUUCACAUUUGCAACCAACGUUGUCAAGCACCUCGAGAAGCUCAAGGGCAUCCACAUCCCCGUCGUGCCCAAGUCCUAG